AAUGAACAAUAAACAGUACACGUUUGGAUAUUGAAAUACAAUGAACAAUUAUUUGUUACUUCAAUUCCAUCUAAAUAGUCAGUGUGGUUUUGGUGUUUAGAUCAAACUGGUCGUUGGUAUUUUAAGUCAGUGAGUUGUAAACAUGGUUCAUAUAAAAAGAGUUUUAGUUCUUUAUGUUGGAGGUACAAUUGGUAUGAAAAAAAAUUACAAAGGAGUGUUAUGUCCAACUCCGAACGCAUUUUUUAAUGAAGUCAAGUCACAUCCUGAAAUGCACGAUUCUUAUUGGGUGAACGAAAAUCCUGACAAAUUAUUAGAAGCAAAUGAAUUAGCACUACCUAGAAAUUAUGAUCCACAGCAAAUUACUUAUCAAAUAGUAGAGUACAGCCCAUUGUUAGAUUCCAGUAAUAUGACUUGCAAAGACUGGAUUAGAUUAGCCAGCGAUAUAGAGUAUUACUACAAUAGUUAUGAUGGUUUCAUUAUACUACAUGGUACGGAUACUUUGGGUUAUACUGCAGCAGCCUUAUCUUUCAUGUUUGAGGGCCUACAAAAGCCAGUAAUUGUUACAGGAUCUCAAAUACCGAUAUACGAAAGCAGAAGUGACGCAAAAGAUAAUUUUACGAAAUCACUGGUCAUCGCUGGAUCUUUUGACAUUCCCGAGGUAUGCGUAUUCUUUGCUAACAAAUUAUUUAGAGGAAAUCGAGUAACCAAAAUUAAUACAGACAUGCUAGAUGCUUUCGAUUCGCCGAAUUAUCAUUCUUUGGUAGAUGUUGGUAUAAGUUUUAAAAUGUAUGAACAUUAUAUCAAGAAAGUUGAUUACAACCAGAGUUUUACUGCUUAUACCAAUUUAAAUCCGAACGUUGCAGUUUUGUACUUCUUUCCAACUAUAAACGCUGAAAUGCUAGAAUCAUUUUUAAGAACAUCUGUUGAGGGAGUAGUCAUUCAAAGUUUCGGAACUGGAAAUAUUCCGUCAGAAAGAAAAGAUAUUCUGAAAGUUCUCAAAGAAGCCAUCAACAGAAAUACGUUGAUUGUAAACAUAACACAAUGUGCCAGGGGUACUGUGAUUUCUUCAUAUGAAUCUGGAAAGGUAUUAGAUGAAAUUGGGAUUGUUUCUGGAAAAGAUAUGACCGUAGAAGCUGCACUCACGAAAUUAGCUUACGUUUUAGGAUUACAAGAACUGACAUUUAUGCAAAAAGUUAUGCUCAUGAAAACUAAUUUGAGAGGAGAGAUGACUCCGUGAGAAUUUCUGCAAUAGAAACAAAAAUAAUUUAUUUUAUAUUAAAAAAAAAACGAUCUACAAUCAUAAUCAUGUAUUGAAAACUAUUCUUUAAAAAAAAAAAAAGAAAACUUUCAAAUAUUUACCUAUAUGUAUACAAAUAUUUCCGAGUUCUGUUAUUUGACACCAAGCAAAAUGAUUCAAGUUUGUAGGUUAUUUCCAUUUCCAAAC
This is a messenger RNA of Psylliodes chrysocephalus, 1444 nucleotides long. NCBI's taxonomy places the organism in Eukaryota, Metazoa, Arthropoda, Insecta, Coleoptera, Chrysomelidae. The record is from the annotation of a GenBank genome assembly.